Messenger RNA from Fusarium oxysporum Fo47, 926 nucleotides. RefSeq lists its product as uncharacterized. The record is from RefSeq and is a predicted model, not a curated record. Lineage: Eukaryota; Fungi; Ascomycota; Sordariomycetes; Hypocreales; Nectriaceae. The transcript is spliced from 3 exons. Bases 357 to 779 code for a protein of 140 amino acids.
GGCUGUCUUGGUAAGGUAGUGAUUAAGGUAAGGUAGGUAUGACCAUGAUGGCGUAUGGCGUGGAGGCAGGAGGAGACACCUUGAUGGUUCCUGACUUAUUAUGUGAGAAGAACCUGAAAAGAAUAGGUAGGAACUGGAUAUUUGAGUCAAAGAGGUCCUCACAACUAAAUAUCUUCAACUUUUCAAUACUCAAAACAUUCUCAUUCACAAUUACUUAUCAUUUUUCAACCCUUCAAAUACUUACCACAAGCUCUUGGUAGGCGGAGGAUAGUGCAACUCCCACAACAAAAACCACUUACACCACCUUACCAUUUGCUAUCUCAAAAUCCCCAGCUGAAGGUAAAAAAUCAGUAAAAAUGGAGGCGUGGCCAGUUACAGACCUCGACAAAAUCGCCAAGGGGUGGAAAAUUGCCAUGAAAUGCUCCAAGGAGCGUCUUCAACGGGUGCAUGACCUCGCAGCUGAUGAACUGGAUGAUGCUAUCAAUGAUGGGCACUUGGUUCUCGAGACCGUGUGCUUGUUUGUACACGCUUGCAUUAAACACAAUCAGUACAAACUUCCUCUUUCGUUUUGGAGAGUCCUCCAUGCUGAAUACGGUAUCAUCGUCUAUCCUACGGCAUUCACAGAAGACAUCGAUAUUCAAGGCCUCAACAUCGAUGUCACAUUUACCGAGGCUUACAACGGACACAUCAUGAUGUAUGGUGGAGCCCGCGGCAUCAAAUACCCUCCCCGAUGUCCCCUUGAGCUCAUACGAGAACCUCCGCCUGUCUACCAGAAGUAAACACCAAAGAUAGAGUCGUGAUGUUUCUAAAGGCUAAAAUAUGUUUCUGUGUAUUAUUGGAAUUAGGUUUGGCGAUUGUGGGACGCCCAGACCAUGGUGGCGUUGGUGGUUUAGAGGCAAGGCGAUCCAUCAUACCAGACAGAAUAG